AUGGCACUUUCCAAACUCCGUCGAAUAUUGACCUGUGGUCGUGCAAAGGAGUCCAAAUCAAAUGCCCCCAAGGACAAACCUCACGUAAACACCUUGAAGAACGAAGACGACUUUGACUGUCUCAGUGAGGUCGCUGAUCCCUUUCCAAUCGAGCGCGUGACAACUGAUGAGCAGGCUCGUCGUGAGUCGUUGGAGAGUAACAUCUCAGAAACUCAUUCGCAUCCCCAUCUGUCCAAUAAUUGA
Penicillium brevicompactum is the source of this 243-nucleotide messenger RNA. RefSeq lists its product as uncharacterized. Bases 1 to 243 code for a protein of 80 amino acids. Lineage: Eukaryota; Fungi; Ascomycota; Eurotiomycetes; Eurotiales; Aspergillaceae. The record is from RefSeq and is a predicted model, not a curated record. The transcript has a single exon.